AUGUCGAUGCGAUGUCGAUGGCUUUAUAUGUUUAUUCGAUGCUUCAUCGAUGCUAUUUCGAUGAUGCCACCCAAACGUAUCCCACCGCUUGAGAUCCCUAUAGAGAAUCAUUAUGUCAGUCGUAUGACUUGUAGGGGUUCUGGGAGGUUAACAAAAUUGAAGAAAAGAUUUGAGGAGCAUGGAUUAUUGGGGAGGGUGAAUGAGUCUGUUUUUGGACCAUUCUUCACAGCCCCUGCCUUUUUGUUCUCUGAGGCAUUGGUGCACACACUGUUUUUGCAGAAGGUCAAGUCUCUGCGUGGCGAUGAGGUGCACUUCUUGAUGGUCCCAAACUUAUGUAAGUUUUGGGUGCACAAGUUUUCCAUUAUCACUAGCCUGAGCUGCUUCUGUCCACCACUUGCUGUUGACAUUCAACCUCACAUUACUUCCUCCCGCCUAGUUGAUACAUAUUUUAGUGUGGAACCCGAGAAAGACAUUAGGUUUAGUAUGUUGGAACGAGCUUUUAGUAUGUGCGAUGUACCUGAUGAUUUGUACAAGCUCGAUUUGGUUUACUUUGUGGAGGGGAUACUAUUGGCUGCUGAGAACGACAAUGCUAUUUGGCGAGUUUCAUUGUCAAUGGUCGAGGAUUUAGAUUAUUUUGAGAAGUAUCCAUGGGGAUCCCUUUCAUUCAAUACAACUGUGAAACAAUUCAAUAGAGAUAUGAAAGUGAUUGGUGCUACAAUACCAGGUAAGAAGGCGAAGAAGAUCACUGAGGUGGAGUCUUCUAAGGGUGUUCAGGUGGAGGCAAAGUACACUUGCAAGGGGUAUUCACCAGCCUUGCAAUAA
This is a messenger RNA of Humulus lupulus (European hop), 822 nucleotides long. RefSeq lists its product as uncharacterized. NCBI's taxonomy places the organism in Eukaryota, Viridiplantae, Streptophyta, Magnoliopsida, Rosales, Cannabaceae. Bases 1 to 822 code for a protein of 273 amino acids. The transcript is spliced from 2 exons. The record is from RefSeq and is a predicted model, not a curated record.